CCCCCUAUACAAGGAGCGCGAGGGGCGUGGCCACAACUUUUAAGUGGGAAUUCUCAGUUCAAAAAGCCGAAAACGUCUCACAGCGUGAGAGUGGAGCGCUCCUACUGCGGGUAUUCCUUCAAAACAUGCGCUUUGUGCGCAAAAUAACUCAUCAUUUCUGAUCAUUUUGAAAGAAAACAAGUAAGUUUUGCGACAGACUCGAGGGAGUCCCGGGAAGACGAGAAGGACCAUCGGUUACUCGUUGCUGAGCGGCGGACACCUUCACAGCCUCCGUAACCGUCUCACCUGAGGCUGACAGCACCGCUCAGGAUGUCCGUGGAGAGUUACUCAGCGCUGGACGAGACCUCCCUGCGAGCCUUGCUGGAUGGAACGGUGGAUCUGGACGAGAGGCACCUCAUCCGUUCAGCCAUCAGGGAGCUGAGGAGGAGGGAGAUCGAGGACCUGGAGGCGGCCCUGGCCAGCAAGAGAUUUCGACCCACGCGCCUCAAUCAACAGGAAGACAAAGAGAACCUGCACAGCUCAGAAUCCAGCGACAACUUGGACACCCUGUCGCAACAACUGCAGUCGAUCCAGGACAUAGAUGAACUCACAAAAAUGCUCCGCUCUUCCAGCAAGUAUGAGGAACGGAAGAUGAUUCGAGCGUCCAUCAGACGGAUCCGGGACCAGCAGCUUCAAGGACCAAUAGAACAGGAUAUAACCUCUGGUGGACGCCGCUUGGAGCCUGAGAGUGUGGAGACCCAGAACAGCAAAGGGACCAGGGAGGCAGGUCGUGAGAAACAAGGAGAGCUGGAGUGCCUCAGGUCUCAGAUCCAGGAGCUGAAAAGCCAGCAGACACAACACAGCAGAGAUCUGCAGAGUCGAGGCUCCAAAUCAAGCAUGGUGCUGGUCGUCGAUCACCCAGCAAACAACAGUGACUCUGAGUCUCUGUUGAUCCGGCCUCAACCAGAAACUUUGACUUCAGAGAGCAAUUUGGUUCUCUCUCAUCGGCAGAGAUCAGACUCCUCAGCUUCAGAAAACAGCGUCAGCUCUGCUGUCUCCAGAUCCCGCCUGGAUUCUGUGGCCUCCGAGAGGAGUCAGGGCUCAGGCGUACAUUCUCGGCGGGGCUCUGGAGCUUCAGACAAAAGCAAAAGUUCAGCCCAGUACGAACACAUUGACUCUAGCGCGUCUGAAAAAAACAUCAUCCACUCCAGACAGAGACUUGGAUCAGAUGUCUCCGAUUCAUGUGUCAGGCCACGACUGGGAUCGGGAUCUUCAGAUAUCUUGAGUCUGCUGUCAAGGAAACGGGCUGACUCCAGCAUGAGCGUGUCUUCUGAGGAGAGGGGACCAGCUGAGGAGGUGACCUCCAGUUCAACUUACAGCACCGAUUCAGAAACGGAGAAAAGACCAAGUCCCGCCGGCAUCCAGACUCAGUCCAACCAUGAUCCUGUUGGUGAUGACGAGCAGCCUGAUGGUGCCGUUUUAUCUCGCAAAGGUGCUGUAAAUGGCUUUCCCAGCAGCACCAAGGAAACAUCAGACUCCCAGAAGCCAAAGAAAGCGCUGAACAACAGUCUGUCAUUCAGCCACGCCAAUGAGAGACAAUGUGCACCUGAGAAGAAAGAUGGUGUUCUGGAACAAUUCCACCGCACUAACUCUGUCCGGGAUCGAAUGCGCAAGUUCACAGAAGCCAGCCAAAGCCCAAAUAUCCCAGCUUUGAAGAAAACCCCCCUGAGGAAUGGGAUCACCCCCGGCAGCAGCAGCCAGCAUGUUUCUAGAGCCGCAGCGCUGUUUACACACACGGCAGCAUCCCUCAGCACAUCUGGAGACACGCCAGCGAGGCCACGUGCUGACUCAGCAUCUCACACCAUCACGGCAUCGCACAGUCAAACUGCCCUUCAUUCAGGAGGUGUGGCCAACAGACCUCUGUCUUCAGUCAGCCAGUCACGGGACGUCCCGGGAGGGACGAGGUUUCCAGCUGAAAAAGAUGUGCACGCCUCUGUGGAGUCAAAGGAAGACAGGACCCCAGGGAGAGCAGCCGGAGAGAAGGACGCAGAGAUGAAGACCUUUCUCACCAUCGAGAUCAAGGAUGGACGCGCCACAUCCACCUCCAACAUGCCGACUCCAAGAGGCAAUGCUGUGCCCAUCACCAGCGUGACCCCCCGCAUCACCGCUCUGGGGCAAAAACAAGAGUUGACCCUCGGCCUUCGACCAACUCCAUUCAAGCUCUCCUCAUCUACUUUCUCGUCUGGAUCCUCCAUUAAGAUGGAAACGGAGCCCGUUGUUGCCUCAGAGCCGGUGUUUUCAGCCAAACCCACACUCCAGGUGACCCGUCACAUCCCACCCACGCCCAGUGAUCCCGGCUCCCAGGCCAAACCUGCGGAGUCCUCCGGAAAACUGACUGCAGAACAGCUUGCUGCAAUCGAGGAUGAAGAGGUUCUUGACAAAAUGCUUGACGAGUCCAAAGACUUUGAGGAAAGGAAAAUGAUCCGUGCAGCAAUGAGAGACCUUCGCAAAAAAAAGAGAGAGGCCAUGCUGGGCUGUACGCAGGAGGAAAUGGACCAAAGAGAGAAGGAGCGUGAGACUCGCCUGCAGGAGCUGCGGCAGCAGAGAGGAGGUCAGAGAGGUCAGGCUGGGCCUGGAUCCGGAGAGGUGGUGGUGAAGAAGGUGGAGAAGUCUGCCGACGGAUCAACCAUCAGCCAAGUGACUAAGACAAAUCGAUUCACACAGUCUGAUGAUGGGAGCAAGUCAAGUACACUUGUAGAAACUAGUUAUGUACAGAAAAUAGACAGAGGAACCCUCCACUCCAAAUCUUUCAGCUACACCUCUUCCUCAUCCUCUAACACCAGCAGAAAAGUGGGCAGUGUGUUUGACCGCGAGGACGACUCGUCCUCCCGUGCUUUGGAGCGGCGGCAGGCAGAGAGGCGCAAGGAGGUGAUGAGGGCUCAAACCAUGCCGAAGUCGUCCGCCAUGCAGGCGCGUAGAGCCGUGAUGGAGAAGCUGGAGAAGGAGGGAAACGGAUCUUUCAAUCAGGCUGUUGCUAAGGUAAACAGGGUGCAGCGCUCCACCAGCUUUGGUGUACCCAACGCUAACUCCAUCAAGCAGAUGUUGCUGGACUGGUGUCGUGCCAAGACUCGCUCGUAUGAGCAUGUGGACAUCCAGAAUUUUUCCUCCAGCUGGAGCAAUGGCAUGGCGUUUUGUGCUUUGGUGCACAGUUUCUUUCCUGAUGCCUUUGACUACAGCUCUCUGAGUCCCAGCAACCGCAGGCAUAACUUUGAAGUGGCCUUCAGCGCCGCAGAGAAACUAGUGGACUGCCCCCAGCUGUUGGAUGUGGAAGACAUGGUGAAGAUGCGUGAACCAGACUGGAAGUGUGUGUACACAUACCUGCAGGAGUUCUACAGGGGUCUGGUGACAAAGGGCCUGGUUAAAACCAAAAAUUCCUCCUAGAACUCCACCCUUCCUAACAGUGAACCAAUGGGCCUGUGUGAACUGCAUGCCUUUGUUGGAGGUGGAAGACAUGAUGAUCAUGGGAAAUAAACCAGACUCCAAAUGUGUCUUCACCUACGUACAGUCGCUGGUCAAUCACCUGCGCCGAUAUGAGAUGUCCAUGGGCCGCCCCUGUGACCUCUGACCUGGGGUCAUCUGUACGGCCCCAUCCAUCUUCUAACCCCUCAAUUGCCUCCGUACCAUCAGAUGGAGAUAUUCGGUCUAACAGACAGGGUCAUAUUCCUUGCACAUCUCUGAUGGACACGUGCAAAAACAUGCACAUAUUUUUAUAUUUUUUUGCUUAGCAUGCUGUAUGUUUGGGCAGUGGUGACAUUUUCAUUAUUUUUGUUCCCUUUAGGACACAGUUUGUUGAAGAAGAAAUAGCAGAACUUUUUCUUUUUUUUAAUUAAUGUUAUUAUAGUUGUUCACAUUUUCUUUUAUACAAGCUUUAAUAUUCUGCAGCUCUUUUAGUUUGUUUGCAUAUUUUAAAAAAAUCCCAAGGAAAAUAAUUUUUAUUUAAAAAAAAAAACAUUUUCCUGUUGAAAGUGUUCAUAUUUCCCAUUUUUUCUGUUCUUUAACCGUCAUUUUACUGUUUUUAGCACUUCUGCUAAUAGAUAUUAUUAACUAUAAGUUGUUUUCUAGUACAUUUUGAGUUACUUUGAAUUAAUGUUGACACAUUUAAUGAAUUUGUUCAUUUUUAUGACCACAGGAUCUUUUUAUUCAAAUAGAUUUGGAUUGUCAGUUACUAUAUUAAUACCCAAAAUAUAUAUAUAUAGUUAUAUAAUGCUGAUUAACUGACAGCAAAUGAAAGAAGGACCUCUAAAUCAUCAAAGACCUCAUGAACUCCAACAACUACUCAAGUCUUUUUUUUUACUUUUAUGUUUUGAGUGUGUAUAUUAUUCUUUCAAAUCUUUAGAUUUUAAAUUUGACUUAGAUGAAACUACUUUGUAAAACACAUUUGACUACCUUUCUGUAGUAUAAGUGAGGCUAUUAAGAACUGAUACAGAAAAAAACGUGUAUAUUUAACAACAUGAAGCUAAGCAAAGAUUUUAAAUUAAGUUUAUUAUUUCACUUGUGAAUUCAGGUUUCUCUGAGAGGAUGUGUAAUUUGAGUUCAGUGUUAUGACACGGAUUUCUACAAGCUUUGUUUUGGUAAAUGAUAUUUUAAAUCGACUUCACUGCUGGCACCUGUUUGUUGGGUAACAAAACCUCCACAAAGCAGUGAGUUUAGUGUGACUGUGUGCGUGUGUAUAUAAGAGCUUUAACACAGUAGAAGUUCAUGUUUCUGUGCACCACAGUUAAAUGUGAAUUCACAAUUAAAUCAGUUUGAAAAAUGA
Messenger RNA from Oryzias melastigma (Indian medaka), 4795 nucleotides. It is a transcript of the gene smtnb, whose product is annotated as smoothelin b. The coding region runs from base 310 to 3420 and encodes 1036 amino acids. Gene Ontology annotation, biological process: actin cytoskeleton organization. Gene Ontology annotation, cellular component: filamentous actin; microtubule organizing center. Gene Ontology annotation, molecular function: protein binding. Lineage: Eukaryota; Metazoa; Chordata; Actinopteri; Beloniformes; Adrianichthyidae. The record is from RefSeq and is a predicted model, not a curated record. The transcript has 21 exons.